Abrus precatorius (Indian licorice) is the source of this 1809-nucleotide messenger RNA. Its product is annotated as protein TIFY 4B. The transcript has 9 exons. Gene Ontology annotation, biological process: regulation of defense response; response to wounding; regulation of jasmonic acid mediated signaling pathway. Gene Ontology annotation, cellular component: nucleus. Bases 455 to 1438 code for a protein of 327 amino acids. The record is from RefSeq and is a predicted model, not a curated record. Lineage: Eukaryota; Viridiplantae; Streptophyta; Magnoliopsida; Fabales; Fabaceae.
AAGCAGGAGAAAGAGUGAGGGGGAGAGUGGAAGGGUGGAAGGGCAUGGCGUUGCAUCCUGCAAAUUGGAAAUGGGAAAUGGGAAAUGGGAAUGGGAGGAAGGGAAUAACGCAAGUGGACAAAGGGAAAUCUCUAUCUAUCUAAAAUCUCCAAACAGGAAAGCAGAAAGCACAAAUAAUUACAAAGAGAUGCGAACUCCCACGUAAAAAUAAUAAAUAAACAGAGGGCUGAGCGGGGAGUAAUAGUAAAGAAGAGGAACAGGAAGGAGAUUAGUUGCUAAUAAUUAAGACACAAACAUACGUGGCAGCUUAGGGUUCACCCCAACUCCUAAAAAAGCCCCCCCUACCCUUCCCCCGUUUUCCCCCCCUCUCCCAAACGCUGCCAACACUCUCUCUCUCCCUCUCUCUCAAUCAGUACAUGGUCCCACCCACCACCGUGUGCCGUAAUCGGAAGCCAUGAACGGCGCCGCCGCCGCCACCUUCCGAUCCAUCCUCGACAAACCCCUCAACCAGCUCACCGAGGAUGACAUUUCUCAACUCACCCGCGAAGACUGUCGCAGAUUCCUCAAAGAAAAAGGGAUGCGCAGGCCUUCCUGGAACAAAUCGCAGGCGAUCCAACAGGUCAUUUCCCUCAAAGCCCUUCUCGAACCUUCCGACGAUGAUUCCCUCGCUCCCGCCGUGCACCACCAUGCCACUCAAGGGGACUUGAGAGAAGCUCCGGCAAAUAUCCCGGCGACUGAAGAACCCGCUUCUCAUGCUGGAGAGGAGCUUCCGAAAUCUUCAUCUUCCGGGGAAAAACCUAAGGAAGCCAAUGAUGCCAACGUUGUUAGCCCCAGAGGGUGUGCAACCAGUGGAUCAUUUGGGCAAAUGACUAUUUUCUAUUGUGGUAAGGUGAAUGUCUAUGAUGGAGUCUCACCUGAUAAGGCACGAGCAAUCAUGCAACUUGCAGCAAGUCCAAUCCAGUUUACUCAGGAUGAUCCUUUAAAUGGAAAUGCAGCAGUUUGGGCUUCUCCUUGUCAUGUACAUAUGGAUAAGGAUGUCCUUGUCCCUGUUGAUACGACAAUCCUUCAGGUUGCUCAAGCAGAUAAGAUGGUGGAAUAUCCUCUGCAAUACAGGGAGAAAGGUAGCAUAGCCCGUGAUGCUCAUGUAGAGGGCCAGGCUAGCAGAAAAGUGUCAGUGCAGCGGUAUAUUGAAAAGCGCAAUCACAGGGGAAGAUUGAAGGGCAAGAAAUCAACUGGGGUAACUUCAAUGUAUUUGAACCUCCCAGUGAAGGUCCAUGCCCCGAAUGGGAAUUCAAGCCGUAGUAGCACUAGCUCUCCACCACAGCCUAGACUGCCUCCAGUUUCAAGUGGCUCAGCUGACAACCAGCUAAAAGUUGCCCUUCCCAUUGAUCUCAAUGACAAAGAUGUUCAAGAAUGCCUAAAACUACUAGAUAGAUAAUGCAGAGUUGGGACUCCGUUGAUUGAAGAGAGAUGAUCAACAUUAUAACUGAAGAGACCAUAGCUUCUAGGAGCCUAUUGCAAGAAUUGGGCUUUUCUUAGACCGGUCAAUUUUAGUAUCUUAACUACUGGGCAAAUUUCUUUUGUUUAGGAUAGUCGAGUGUCCUUACCUGAUCAAUUUUGUAAUAUCUGCCAUCUAAUUUCAUCCUUCGGGAAUUUCUUGUUAAUGAAGUUUAAGGUUUUCUGAGUUAAAAUGUAGAGCCAGGAGCAGCCAUUUUCCCCAGGAAUAUAUUAUAUGUAAAUUCAUCUUGCUGCCUCUUGUUAAAUGUGAAUAGCUUUUCUGCAAUGCAAGCCAAACUAGUUUCUUACUUU